Annulohypoxylon maeteangense is the source of this 1371-nucleotide messenger RNA. Its product is annotated as Ribonuclease/ribotoxin. Lineage: Eukaryota; Fungi; Ascomycota; Sordariomycetes; Xylariales; Hypoxylaceae. The transcript has 4 exons. Bases 570 to 1085 code for a protein of 171 amino acids. Gene Ontology annotation, molecular function: RNA nuclease activity; RNA binding. The record is from RefSeq and is a predicted model, not a curated record.
UCAUUUGUCUAUGAAACGUGCCUAUGGGCAGUUGGCAGCGUAGCAAUACCUACCUAGGUAUCUACCAGGUCUACGAUAGUAGGUAUUGAUCCUACCGAUACUAGAGACUAGAGCCCUGGACCCUGCGUUGGUCAUACCCACAUCUGCCACACGUAGCCAUAUUCUGGGGAUAGCUACCGGUUGGACCUAAGUUCCUACUUACGCCUCAUGCUGACGGCAUAUCCUGAUACAGACCGUUCAGCUGAGCUUGCCUAUGUUUAAACCGAUGCAUCGAUUCUGUUACUAGGCAGCUAGACAAUCCUCAAAUUCAGAUCGUCGCUGUACAGCCUCGUUCUAAGUAAAGAUAUAUUGGUUUAGAUUUGGUAAUGGGGUAGAAUCAACGGGUGCGUCUAUAGUAGACGCGAUGGUUUAAAAGGAGACCUUCGUCGCCUUGGGAGUCAACUUCUUCAUCCAAACAAUUCAAAGCAACAGCAACAGCAACAGCAACAGCAACAACGCACAACUCCAUUCAAUCUUCGCUACAAAACUCUACAACUAUUCAACUUUUGAAUACUCCUCCAAUUAUCGAAAUGCUCUUCUCCAAGAUCUUCCUCUCUAUCGCCCUCGCCGGUGCCUCCGUCUCCGCGCUGCCUGUCGAAGAGAACGGCGUUGCUGUCGAGCUCGAGGCCCGCGCCACCGAGGUCACCUGCAACCCUAAGAACAACCAGUCUGGGGCAAAGUUCAAGGUUGACAUGAGCUAUGCUACCGAACAGGCCAAGAAGGCUGCCUUCACCACGGGCAAGAGCGGCGACCCUCACAACUACAGAAACGGUGACAACCUCCAGUGGGGUGUUAAGGGCUGCAACGUCAAGAACGCCAAGCUGUGGGAGUACCCCAUCUACUGGAACGACAAGAAGGUCAACGGAAAGAUGCCUGAGUGGCAGAAGGAUGCCCAAUCCAACGGUCAGGCCAAGACACCCCUCCGCGUUGUCUACAUCGUAGACAACGGUACCCACGACAAGAGGCCCAAGGUCUGCGGUGUCAUGACACACUCUACGGUCGACAAGGAGUUCCAGGGCAAGGACUUCUUCCAGAAGUGCACUUAAAUGGGACCUUCCAUUUAGCGCCGUCAUCACUUGGUGACGAUAGGAUAUUAGACAUUGGAAACCUUCAUUGGUAUAAAACGACCUUACAUCUUGCUAGGGUCGCGUAUAUAGCUUCUUCGCCUUCGCUUUUCAUGUUAUUUACCUAGUUAGAUCACUUGGAGCUACCACUUAGGUGGCACACCGAAUUUUGAACAAUUAUCACCCCGAAUUGACCUUAGCAUUAUCUCCUGUUGUGAAAGGCCUCGAUAUGUGCUAGUCAAGAUGAUAGAAAUUAGAUUGUCAUAGC